CUGGUAACUGAUCGAGAGCAGCAUCAAACUGCUCUGAGGGACGUGAUUUUCCUUGCUUUUGCUUGACACGCCCUUGCUUGCAACACUGGCGUUUUAUCCCACUUUUCAGUAUAUUACAUAUGCAAUAUUGCAUGAGGUCACAUGUUAAAAUGCAGAAAGGCUGCAUCCGUUUGGGCGCAGCUCAGCAGAAGUAGGGAAACGAGACUAGUUACAGUAACCGCUUGCAAACUGUACCGUCGAAGGAAAAUCAGCCAAAGGUAGUGCAGAAAGUACUGCCAUCUGAUCCCCAACUGAACUAUAAAAAGCCGGCUGUUUGUAUAAACAUGGUGGAGUUACGUAUAUUCGUCCCAUUUGCGAUUAUGAUUUUCUCUAUGGUGAUUUCACAGACAUCAGCGAAAUCCUGUGAAAUGUCCAACUCAACCUGUGAGGACUGUCUGAGGAAUGUAUCGUGCCUUUGGUGCAGAACGACCAUGACAUGUGUCGUCUACCCAGUGAGGAGUGUCCUUCCACCUUCUAGCCUGUGUCCCCUGGCUCAGGCCCGAUGGGGGCGCUGCUGGGUCAACUUCCAAGCGCUGAUCAUCACUCUAUCUGUGUUUGGUGGAAUCAUCCUGAUUGGCAUAUUCGUCUGCUGCUGCUGCUGCUACUACCGGUGUAAGAAGAGCAGAACAAUGGAGCCAGACCCUAAGGAGCAGCAGGAGGAGGAAAGGCGGAAGGCACGUCACGAGGAGAGGAAGGCGGAAAUGAAGAUGAGGCACGAUGAGAUCAGGAUGAAAUAUGGUCUGACGAAGGAAAACCCAUAUGCCCGGUUUGAGGACAAUUAAGUUUUUUCAAACGGACACUCCACUGUGAUGAAUGUACAGAGUACUUUCUGGAAGAAGUGCUGACUAGUCUCCUGCCUCCACACUUCUGGUGAAGUGCCUCAAACCUACGAUGACAUCAUUUUACGUCUGCCGCCACAAGUGCUGAAUUUCUGCGGGAUAUGAAUGUAAAGUGUAACUCAUCAUCAAUUCCAGUCGUCGUAUGGCUGAUUCACAGGACUGGAAAAUGGAAACAGAAUGCUAAAGUGAAAAGCACAAAUUCUGUCUCAGAUGAUUCUUUUUGCAGUUGUAUAUUUACACCAAGUAGUACAAGCAGAUUUUUUUGUCACAUUAAUUACAGAUUUAAACUAUA
Molecule: messenger RNA, 1170 nt
Organism: Paramormyrops kingsleyae
Lineage: Eukaryota; Metazoa; Chordata; Actinopteri; Osteoglossiformes; Mormyridae
Product: pituitary tumor-transforming gene 1 protein-interacting protein-like
Biological process (GO): protein import into nucleus
Cellular component (GO): nucleus; cytoplasm
Source: RefSeq, a predicted model, not a curated record